AUGCCGUCUGCAUCAGCAGUGGGUUAUGAAGCCAAUUUUGACAUGUGCUGGGGAGAUUCGCCAUUGGGCGGAGGUGAUGUCCUUCGCACCAGUGGGACCACCGCACCAGCGAUGAACUCGGUCAACUCAGCUGCUAACACACAGCAGUCGCCUGAGAGUCACUCCACUGGCACUCAGGCUUUCUAUGACAUUGUUAUGACCAACGUCCCUUAA
Suillus paluster is the source of this 213-nucleotide messenger RNA. RefSeq lists its product as uncharacterized. Lineage: Eukaryota; Fungi; Basidiomycota; Agaricomycetes; Boletales; Suillaceae. Bases 1 to 213 code for a protein of 70 amino acids. The transcript is spliced from 3 exons. The record is from RefSeq and is a predicted model, not a curated record.